Panonychus citri (citrus red mite) is the source of this 2849-nucleotide messenger RNA. RefSeq lists its product as uncharacterized. The transcript has 2 exons. Bases 265 to 2652 code for a protein of 795 amino acids. NCBI's taxonomy places the organism in Eukaryota, Metazoa, Arthropoda, Arachnida, Trombidiformes, Tetranychidae. The record is from RefSeq and is a predicted model, not a curated record.
UUGCUAAAGAGCUCAUUUCCUCCCGUAUUUCAAUUUAUUAAUAGUAAUUAACUAAUUGUGUUUUGAUUCAAUUAUAAUGACGAUGAUGAUUAACUAGGAUAAUCAAAUUGUUGGAUUUGCCCAGAAAAAAAAUGAAUCAGUUAAUUAGUGUGAAUGAAAACUUGAGCUUAAUUAGUGAUAAGAAUUGGAUCAAAUAUGAUUACAAGUGACAAUUUGCUAAUUGCUUGUGAUUAACAAGGUGGUUAACAAGUGAUUGAAUCAAUAAUGAAAUUGUCAACAAUUAAAGUUAAUUCGUUACAAUUUAUUUGGAUAAUUAUUUUUCAUUCAGGUUCAACGUUGGGAUUAAGUGUUAACUCAUCAUCUUCUGUGUUAAUUGUUGAUAAUCAAGGUGAUGAUAAUUCAAAUGAUUGGAUUCCAAUUGCAACAACUGAGCGUUCAUGUAACUGUAAAUUCAAUCCGAUAACAACAAUUAAAAGUGAUUUAACUGUAACAACAAUUACCCCCAAUGAUUUAAUCAAUUUAAAUGAUUCAAUUGAUGAAAUUAAAUUAGUAUCAAAUAAAAUUACUGUAAUUAAGGAUGGAAACAAUUAUGAUCAUGACAAUAUUUCAGUUGUGACUGGUACAGUUACCACAAUUAAGGAUGAUAUUGAUAUUGAACUGAUCGGAUCAACUGAAUUAACUGUGACAGUUGAUUCAGUUGAUUCAAAUUCUGGUGAAACUGAGGAUGAAGUAACAACAAGUAAAUCAGAAAGUUCAACAAUUAAAACAUUAACAACAAUAAGUGAAGAUGAAGCCGAAGCUGAAGUGACAACUUUGAAACAAUUAAUUACCACCGAGAAACAAUCAACUGUUACCGAAGAUCCUAAUCAAGAAUCAAUAGAACCUUCAACAAUUGUGAUCACUAAGGUGGAGAUUGAUGAUGAAGAUAAAGUUGCCACCACUGAUUCAGAUUACCAGGAAUCAGGGAAAACAACAACAAUUAAAUCAGUUGAUUCUUCAACUGAAGCAAGUGAAAGUGGUUUACCUUCAACCCUAAUUACCGUUAGUUCAACAAAUGAACCGACUACAAUUGUAGAUAAUUCUGAUUCUGAUUCGGAUGAAGAUAAGAAGGAAAAUGUAACCCCAUCAACGAGCGAUGGUGAGGGUUCCACAACUUCCAUGGUGGAUGAAGGGAUAACUCAAAUUUCUGAAAGUGAUAAAGAAGAUGAAGAUGAAGAUGGUGAAAGUGGUGGAUCGACAUCACCAGAGGGAAAUGAGCAAAUGACCACUGUAAGUGUUGGGGUCAGUGUGAUACCUGUGACAGAAGAUGAGAGUGAUGAAGGGAUAGAAACUGAUUCAACAACUACAAAAAGCGAUUCUGGUGUUAGUCCAACUGAUUCAGUUACAACGGAAAGUCAAACUGAAAAUCCUUCAACACCAGAGAAAAUUGAACCUCCGUAUGAAAAGUCGACUGAGACACCAAUGCCCGAAGAGGAGAGUUCUGAUCUACCAACUUCCUCACUGAUGACCACAGUUUCAGUUGAAACUCCGCCUAAUUUUCCCUUUUCAUCAACAGAAAUCCCGUCUAAGUUGUCCACAAAACUCCAGGUAAGUUCAGAAGUACCUACGGAACAGACAGAAUCGGAAAUAACAUCACCAACUGAGCUUUCAGCUACAUCGGAAUCGGGAUCAGAAUCAGAAUCAGAACCAGAAUCAGAAUCAGAGUCUACAAGUGAAACUUCAGAUGCUCGACCAACUGAUUCAUCCACAGAUUCAGUAUCAGAACCAGAGCCAGCAUCAACUAUGACACCAUCUGAUCCAACCGAAUCUCAACCAGUUCCUCCAGCUACAUCUUCGUCAACAGAAAUACCCUUAAAACCAUCAACCCCUGAUUCGACAACACUACUCACCGAAGAACCAACAACUCCAGACUCAACAACUGAGCCACCAGUCACCAUAUCACCUCCACCAGAGACUCCCACAGAACCACAAGAUGGAUCAUCAUUACCACCUUCAUCAGAAUUACCACCAAAACCGUCAACUGAUCCAACAUUUACAGUUACAGCAACUGAUAAUUCAAACGAAAUGACAACAUCAUCCACAAGCACAGAUCAAUCACAAUCAACAACAACGAUGAGCUCAAAUAAACCUGAACCAGAAGGAAGCACAGCUCCAACACCUACUCAGCCCUCAUCAUCUCAAUCGACCGAAGCUGAAUCAACAAAUGAACCAGAAAAACCCUCACCAGCACCAACCGAAUCAACACCAACACCAUCAACCCGAAUAGUUCCUAAUGUAACAUCACCAACACCGACAAUUACCCAAUGUAUUCAACUGUCAUCAUUACGCAAUUGGAGAUAUGAUUUACUUCAUCGAUUGGCCCAAACUCAGUACCAAAUAAUUAAACUUCGUCUCAAUCUACCCCCAGAAUCACCGCUUCGAAAAUCGAACACCUUUUUCCGUUCAAUUCGUUUUCUCCGACGAAUGUCCUGGUCAAUCAAUCGUCGUCCCCUCUGGCUAAUUUACAAUGCUCGAAUUCAAACACUUCGACUAAUCAAAAGUGAACAAUCAUUCAACUUGUUCGGGAUAAAUGUUCUAGUUGGUCUUUGGAAGCGUCGAUUAUGCUGCUUCAAUCGACUUCUAAUUGAAUGUGGUACAAUUUCAUUCAAUUGAAUAAUCAAUCAGACGAAAAACUUUCGGUCACAACAAUUAACUUAAUCAGAAAUAAUAAUAACUGCCAAUCAGUUAAUCAUCAAAAUGUAACAAAAAAUUGAUUGAAUUGGUCGUAACAAUUAACUAAUUACCCUAAUCACUUAUGUACAACAAUUGUUAACAAGAUCAAACAAUAAAUUAUAUAAUUAAAAAGCUCA